This is a messenger RNA of Thunnus maccoyii (southern bluefin tuna), 2363 nucleotides long. It is a transcript of the gene nr2e1, whose product is annotated as nuclear receptor subfamily 2, group E, member 1. NCBI's taxonomy places the organism in Eukaryota, Metazoa, Chordata, Actinopteri, Scombriformes, Scombridae. The transcript is spliced from 9 exons. Bases 1 to 1191 code for a protein of 396 amino acids. Gene Ontology annotation, biological process: negative regulation of transcription by RNA polymerase II; anatomical structure development; cell differentiation. Gene Ontology annotation, molecular function: nuclear receptor activity; zinc ion binding; RNA polymerase II cis-regulatory region sequence-specific DNA binding. The record is from RefSeq and is a predicted model, not a curated record.
AUGAGCAAACCCGCCGGAUCAACAAGUGGCUGUUUGGAUAUUCUGAAUGUCAAAUCAAGUCGGAUUCUGGACAUCCCAUGUAAAGUGUGCGGUGACCGCAGCUCAGGGAAACACUAUGGUGUUUACGCCUGUGACGGCUGCUCGGGAUUCUUCAAGAGGAGCAUCCGCAGAAACAGGACUUACGUCUGUAAAUCUGGCUCGCAGGGUGGUUGUCCUGUAGACAAAACUCACAGAAACCAGUGCCGAGCGUGCCGUUUGAAAAAGUGUCUGGAAGUGAACAUGAAUAAAGACGCCGUCCAACAUGAGAGGGGGCCCCGGACGUCCACCAUCCGCAAACAGGUCGCCCUAUAUUUCCGGGGCCAUAAAGAGGUGAACGGAUCAUCGACCCAUUUCCCGGGAUCCUCUCUUCCCGGCCCUCCCUUCUUCACCACCGUCACACAACUGGAGCCUCACAACUUGGAGAUGAGCACAGUCGCCACCACACCAGAGAGACAAGCCAUCGUGGGUUUGGCACAGCCUACACCGAAGUAUCCCCACGAAGUCAACGGCACCCCCAUGUACCUCUACGAGGUCGCGACGGAGUCUGUGUGUGAAUCGGCGGCGCGCCUCCUGUUCAUGAGCAUCAAGUGGGCAAAAAGUGUGCCCGCGUUCUCCACGCUCCCCUUAUCUGACCAGCUUAUUCUGUUGGAGGACGCUUGGAGGGAAUUAUUUGUUCUCGGCAUUGCGCAGUGGGCCAUUCCUGUGGACUCCACCACCCUUCUCGCUGUUUCUGGGAUGAACACUGAAAACACGGAGUCUCAGCGGAUGAAUAAGAUCAUGUCCGAGAUACAAGCGCUUCAAGAGGUGGUCACCAGAUUCAGACAGAUGCGUCUUGAUGCAACAGAGUUCGCCUGUUUGAAAUGUAUCGUGACAUUCAAAGCUGUUCCUACGCAUGGUGGCACUGAGUUAAGAAGUUUCCGUAACGCUAGCGCCAUCGCUGCGCUACAAGACGAGGCACAGCUCACUCUCAACAGUUACAUACACACCAGGUACCCGACUCAGCCGUGUCGCUUCGGCAAGCUGCUCCUGCUGCUUCCUGCUCUCCGCUCGGUCAGCCCGUCCACCAUAGAGGAGGUGUUCUUCAAGAAGACCAUCGGCAACGUGCCCAUCACCAGGCUCCUCUCCGAUAUGUACAAAUCCAGCGAUAUAUGAGUUCUCGCCAUCUGUCCGCAUGGAAAACACUUGAGCUGAAGGCCCAGAGACCCACCCAGCAGUGGACAGAAUGUCAAAUCAGAGCAGGUGUAACCAUGGGUUGAAUUUUUUUGCUGAGCGCACAAUCUCACAACCUAUUUAGGCCUACGCUCCAAUGAAAGAAAGACAGCAAAACAGCCGGAAUUCACCAAGUAGCCUGUUAACAGUUGCUCUAGUUAAGGAUUAGCCUGUAACUCUCAUUAUAGAAUUGCCUGUAUGAUGUUUGAGGAAAAACUGCAAUCUCUGGUGUGGGCGAGGGCGGCCUGCAGUGUUUAAAUAUAGUCUAAAGACUCUGGAAAGCACCUGCCAGUUAUUUGACAAAGAAAUGUUAUAUAUUACAAAAGUUUUUCGAGUGUCUGUGAGACCAAUGAGCUUGACGACCAAUUCAAUCUUUUAUUGCUGUGUUCAAUCCCAAUGGAGGAAACCAAAAAAAGAAAAGAAAAAAAAAGAUGACGCAUGCGUAAUGGAGGGAUGUGAGUCGCUGUCCCUAGAUCCGGUGCUGAAACCAAACGCACGGGGCAACAAAGAAGAGGUGCCAACUCUAUGAAGAAUUUUUUUUUUUUUUUUUUUUUUUUUUUUUUUUGAGGGAGAGUGGGGAAGACUUUUUAAAAAGGACAUGCUUGCAUUGCCUCCUGACUGUAAUACUACAUUCAACUGAAGAUGGUGUCUGUAUUUAAGUGGUUACUGUCCUGUUUGUGUUGGUGUGUCCUGUUCGAGGCGCAGCAUUAAAAAUGUUUAGGUCGACUUUGUGAAGUUAGACACUAACACUGGAUAAAAUAAUAUUCAGCACUUGGAACCGUUUUGUGGCCUGUGAUGUUUUUACUUUGCUGUAAAUAUUUGGAGUUAUAACUAUUUAGUUGUAACCAAGAGAAUAAAGACAUAUAGCUCAGAUAUAAAACUACCAGCUGCAGCUACACAGCUUGUUUGUACACAUCUUUGUAAAUCAUAAAUGUUGCCCUCCUUGGAAAUUUUGUUAUCAAUGUAAAGAAUAAUUUCAAAUGAUUUCCAUUUAAGUAUUCUAAAUGAAAACUCAGGACAGUUUAAAUAAACUAAGUAGCCACAGGCCUUUAACAUCUUUGUAAUGGGGAUGGCAGUUUAUGUAUUUAUUGAAUAAUAAAUCUAAAAUAGAUCUA